This is a messenger RNA of Cladophialophora immunda, 1430 nucleotides long. RefSeq lists its product as uncharacterized. The transcript has 5 exons. The record is from RefSeq and is a predicted model, not a curated record. NCBI's taxonomy places the organism in Eukaryota, Fungi, Ascomycota, Eurotiomycetes, Chaetothyriales, Herpotrichiellaceae. Gene Ontology annotation, molecular function: monooxygenase activity; FAD binding. Bases 1 to 1335 code for a protein of 444 amino acids. Gene Ontology annotation, biological process: secondary metabolite biosynthetic process.
AUGGCACAGACGGGUGUGGCUUCGGAAGUGAACAGAGAGAAGCGGUAUGCUGCAGCUAAGGUUCCUUUGAAGGUGAUAAUUAUAGGAGCGGGCAUUGGAGGUCUGGCGGCAGCAUUGGCUCUGGGGAAACGAGGCCACAAUGUCCAUGUUAUCGAGUUUGCUCCCGAAAUCCAAGAGGUUGGCGCCGGAAUCCAGUGUGCACCGAACAUGCUCCGGCUCCUGGAUCGCUGGGGCGUAGGCGCCAAAGUUCGACGGACCGGCGUCGCGCUCGGGGCCAUCCAUAUCCUGCGUUGGCAGGGAGGAUCUCUUCUCGGCAGCGUCCCCAUCAACCAAGCCCACGGCGAGCAGUUUGUCGUGCAUCGUGCGGACUUGCAGACGGCUUUGCUGGAGAAAGCCAUGGCCCUGCCCAAUGUGAAGCUGCAGACCAACACAAAGGUCGAGGACGUUCGGUUCAGUCCGGCCGCGGUGGAACUCCACGACGGCUCGACCAUCUACGGAGAUGUCGUGCUCGCUGCGGACGGCAUCAAAUCCAUGGUCCGUGCAAAGGUCCUGGGAGACGACAAAGACGUCGCAAUACCGACUGGGGACGCCGUCUUCAGGGUCGUCCUCACCAGAGAGACCUUGAGCAACUACCCGGACUUGAUGCCCUAUAUCAAAGAGAAGAAGGCAAUCCGAUGGGUGGGGCCAGGAAGACACAUCAUUGCGUAUCCCGUGCGGAACCAUGAGAUCUACAAUGUGGCUCUUGCUCACCCUGAUCGUGGCCGGGUGGACGAGAGCUGGACGACCGUCACAUCCAAGAAGAAUCUGCUGUCGGAAUACGAGGGCUGGGAUCCAAAACUGGUCCAGAUGUUGGACCUUGUCCCAGAGGGGGAUGUCUUGGAGUGGAAACUGUGCAUGCACAUGCCCCUUCUGCGAUGGGUCAGGGGAUCGUGUGCACUGUUAGGAGACGCAUGCCAUCCCAUGUUACCGUACGUGGCCCAAGGCGCGGCGCAAGCCGUGGAGGACGCAGCCUCGCUGGGAGUGGUCCUAUCCUCGAUCUCAUCCAAGGACGAAAUCCCCGCUGCGCUUCAAGCGUAUGAGAAGGCGCAGAAGGCGCGCGCCGAGCACAUCCAACAAUCAUGCCUGACCACAAGGGCGGCUCUUCACUUGCCCGAUGGUCCCGAGCAGGAAGCUCGAGAUCAGAAGUUCAAGGUCUUGUCCUCGGGCGGCUCCAACGACGACAAAUGGGGGGACCCGGAGAUGCAGAAGUUCCUGUGGAGCUGGGAUGCCGAAGCCAAAGCGGAGGAAGCUUGGAAAGAUAUGAGACGUCAGCCGAGCACACAGAGUCGGCUGUGAUCCCCAGGACCAGGCUGAGCUUAGACCAAACUAGUGCUGCAUAAUUUUGUUGCACCGCAUAUAGACGUUAGAGAUAUCGGGGGGUUCUUUUGGCU